CAAUAUCUUAAAGGUUAAUUUGGAUGGUAAUAAAAUCUAUCCUUGUAUGGGAUUGGAAGAUCUUCCUAGAAAAUGUAAGAAAAUAGUCUCUUCAUCUGCUAGCAAGCCAGAAUUAUAUGGCGGCUUUAAUUCUUUUGUUGAUUGAUGCUUACAAUUACUACAACUGUUCUUAGAGACAAAUUAAUUGUUUACGAUAAAUGUGAUAAUAAAAUGAAUCAGCUGAAACUCUACCUGGUCAUUUUGCUAGGUUUGACAUACCUUUUCCAAAUGUAUUUAGAGUAUUUUUACAACUUUCAAUUCAUUCAAUAGGCUAGAAGAGACAUAUUAAGUAUUAAUUAUAAAUUAUUAGGCAUUAAAUAUUUUUUAUAAA
Messenger RNA from Ascoidea rubescens DSM 1968, 370 nucleotides. RefSeq lists its product as uncharacterized. The transcript has a single exon. NCBI's taxonomy places the organism in Eukaryota, Fungi, Ascomycota, Saccharomycetes, Ascoideales, Ascoideaceae. Bases 145 to 309 code for a protein of 54 amino acids. The record is from RefSeq and is a predicted model, not a curated record.